Molecule: messenger RNA, 2161 nt
Organism: Bombina bombina (fire-bellied toad)
Lineage: Eukaryota; Metazoa; Chordata; Amphibia; Anura; Bombinatoridae
Product: gastrula zinc finger protein XlCGF57.1-like
Exons: 1
Coding region: 65-1849 (594 amino acids)
Biological process (GO): regulation of transcription by RNA polymerase II
Molecular function (GO): DNA-binding transcription factor activity; RNA polymerase II cis-regulatory region sequence-specific DNA binding
Source: RefSeq, a predicted model, not a curated record
AUUCACAAACUGCAAUGAUCACAGUACAGAUGCUUCUUUAUAUCUUCAAAAUCAAAGAAGCUACAUGGGCAAUGCAUGUUUUGAACGUGGGAAAUGUUUUACAGCAAAAUCAGAUCUUUUUAGUCAUCAGAAAAAUCAUACAGAAGAAGAAGCAUUUUCAUGUUCUGACUGUGGGAAAUCUUUUACUCUGAAAGAAACUCUUACUAGGCAUCAGAAAAUUCACACAAGAGAUAAGGCAUUUUCAUGUUCUGACUGUGGGAAAUGUUUUACUCAGAAAUCACAUCUUUCUAGACAUUUGAACAUUCAUACUGGAGAAUAUUCAUUUUCCUGUUCUAUAUGUGGGAAAUGUUUUAACCAUAAAGGAAAUCUUGUUAUUCAUCAGAAAAUUCAUACAGCAGAAAGGAAAUUUUCAUGUUCUGUAUGUGAUAAAUGUUUUAUCUUUAAAUCACAUCUUAUGAUCCAUCAGAAAAUUCAUACAGGGGAGAAAAGCUUUUCAUGUUCUUACUGUGGGAAAUGUUUUACUCGGAAAUCAACUCUUAUUAAACAUCAGCAAACUCAUACAGAAGAAAAAGCAUUUUCAUGUUCUGACUGUGGGAAAUCUUUUAGUCAGAAAUCACAUCUUAUUGUCCAUCAGAAAUUUCAUACAGGAGAAAAACCAUUUUCAUGUGUUGACUGUGGGAAAUGUUUUACUCACAGAUCAUAUCUUAUUGUCCAUCAGAAAUUUCAUACAGGGGAGAAAGCAUUUUCAUGUUCUGACUGUGGGAAAUCUUUUACUCUGAAAAAUACUCUUAUUAGGCAUCAGAAAACUCAUACAGGAGACAAGGCAUUUUCUUGUUCUGACUGUGGGAAAUGUUUUAGUCAGAAAUCGCAACUUUCUAGACAUCUGAGCAUUCAUACAGGAGAAUAUCCAUUUUCCUGUUCUAUAUGUGGGAAAUGUUUUAACCGUAAAGGAAAUCUUGUUACGCAUCUGAAAAUUCAUACAGGAGAAAAGAGAUUUUCAUGUUCUGUAUGUGAGAAAUGUUUUACAUUGAAAAAAACUCUUAUGAUCCAUCAGAAAAUACAUACAGGCGAGAAAGCCUUUUCAUGUUCUGUAUGUGGGAAAUGUUUUACUCAAAAAUCAACUCUUAUUGAACAUCAGCAAACUCAUACAGGAGAGAAAGCAUUUUCAUGUUCUGACUGUGGAAAAUGUUUUACUCGGAAAUCAUAUCUUAUUGUCCAUCAGAAAUUUCAUACAGGGGAGAAAGCAUUUUCAUGCUCUGACUGUGGGAAAUCUUUUACUCUGAAAAAUACUCUUAUUAGGCAUCAGAAAAUUCAUACAGGAGACAAGUCCUUUUCAUGUUCUGACUGUGGGAAAUGUUUUACUCAGAAAUCGCAACUUUCUAGACAUCUGAGCAUUCAUACUGGAGAAUAUCCAUAUUCCUGUUCUGUAUGUGGGAAAUGUUUUAGCUAUAAAGGAAAUCUUGUUACUCAUCAGAAAAUUCAUACAGCAGAAAGGAGAUUUUCAUGUUCUGUAUGUGAGAAAUGUUUUAUCUUUAAAUCACAGCUUAUGAUCCAUCAGAAAACUCAUACAGGGGAGAAAAGCUUUUCAUGUUCUGACUGUGGGAAAUCUUUCAGUCAGAAAUCAUAUCUUAUUAUCCAUCAGAAAUUUCAUACAGGCGAGAAAGCAUUUUCAUGUUAUGACUGUGGGAAAUCCUUUACUCUGAAAGCAACUCUUACUAGGCAUCAGAAAACUCAUACAAGGGAGAAAGAAUUUUCAUGUUCUAAAUGUGGGAAAUGUUUUAAAAGAUAUUCAACUCUUAUUAGGCAUCAGAAAAUUCAUAUUAAAGAAAAUCAAGGAAUCAGAGCUUAACCUUCUAAGUGCAGAGUGUGACACAUAAUUGUCACCCACACAAUACCUAGUGCUGAUGAUGACUGCAUGUGAUCCCCUGGGCCAUGUGGUUUAUGAGCUGUUUGAGGCCCCUUCUGCACCUUAAGCAUUUUCAAAGUAGUGCAAUAUAUUCUUCAUCCUGGGGGCAUCCAGGAUCCUUAUUUAGGUUAGAAUAGCCAGGAGAUCACCUAGAGCCCCUUUAUACAGUUUGAAGUUAUACAUAUAACUAAAAGCCCUUAUUUAUAUGAUGACAUUUAGAUAUUGUUGAUGGCAUUAUAGUCUGCUAAUCACUGA